Molecule: messenger RNA, 1209 nt
Organism: Dentiscutata erythropus
Lineage: Eukaryota; Fungi; Glomeromycota; Glomeromycetes; Diversisporales; Gigasporaceae
Source: the annotation of a GenBank genome assembly
AUGCUUUCUGAUAAACAAUUUGGAUAUUCCAACAAGGGUCGCAUCGCACAGGAUGCAGCUGCUGAGAGUCAAUUAUUAGUGGCCCUAUCUGUGUUAGAAGGUGUACAUCACUUAUUUGACGAACCUAAUUUAAGCGCAAAGUUUAAAAAACUUCAAAACGAGUAUAGAGAAAACGACCGGAACUAUCGAAAUGAUCUAACUUCUCCAAACCUAUGUGAAAGUGGAUGGCACAACGAACAAAAUAAUGGGGCGGAAAAAGAAAGUAUUGUUAUGAGUAAAAGAUGUGAAAAUUUUGAGAUGGAAGACACUUAUUAUGAUGAGAACUAUUCUGAUUCUGACAGUGAAUCUGCAACCGAAAUAGAAAACUUUCCUAUUCUUAAUUUCGACAUUGACGCAUAUCAAGAUGUUAGGAAUAAAAUUUUGCAGCAGAAUAAAUGUUUUGAAGCUAAUGGUGGCCAUUUACAUCAAAGAUUAGGUCCUGGAGUUUCAAAUUUUGGUUGCAAUAGUAAGCAUGAUGAUUUAUCUACAAUUCUAGAAAAAUUUGGAAAUUGGAUUAAAUUAAUAGCAAAAUCGGAUAAUAAAUUACAAAAACAGCAACUUAUCUGGUCAUUAUUGCCAGCAAUUAAGACAUUAAAAUCGGGUUUGCCAAAAGAUUUAAUUUAUAGUCCUUUUGAUAACCAAGUUCUACCAACUUUAUUAAUGACUCAAAUAGCAUUUAAAUUAGCAAAAAUAGAUUUAAGUGAUAAAGCAAAAGCAGAAUUUUUAGAAGAAAAGGAAUGCGCACAAUUCGGAAAUCUUCUUGGAGAAUCCUUGUGGCAAUCUCUCCUUGACGAAUUUAUUGAUACUGUAAUAAAUAUUGAUGACUGUCCUGCACCAGAUCGAUGUGAGCGAUUGUGGACUUUAAGUAAUCAAAUAUAUGCUGCAUUUCAAAAUCCAGACCCCAAUAGUAAUUCGCUUUUUGAAUAUACAACGCAAAAUACUUUAAAAGGAUACUCCAAUAUGGAAACUUGUUAUCAACACAGAAUAAAACGUAUGCAAGAUCUACUUGCACAAGAAGUCUAUUUAACUAAAAAGAAAAAUACAAAAGGAAGAGCAAGUAAAAAUUUAGUUAAAGAUACUGUAGCAAAUUUUAAACAACGACAAAAAAUUCAAAAGAGAAAACAAGAAAGUAAUGAUCAAUCCAAAAAUGAUGAAUUUACAAGUGAAUAA